Molecule: messenger RNA, 780 nt
Organism: Hydatigera taeniaeformis
Lineage: Eukaryota; Metazoa; Platyhelminthes; Cestoda; Cyclophyllidea; Taeniidae
Source: the annotation of a GenBank genome assembly
UAUUGGAAUUAUUUUGUGGAUUUAAUAGAGUCUACGCAGCGUACUCCAUUCUCACUGGUAUUUGCAGGAUGUGAGAGUAGCGGCAAAUCAACAUUAAUUAACAACCUUCUUGAAAAGAAUGAAGUACCAAGGAAAACAUUGGCACUGGAAUUUAGUUUUUGCCGUCGCAGUCGUGGAUCCUGUCUCCCGAAGAUCGUUGUGCAUUUAUGGGAACUGGGGGGAGGCAUGAAAUUAUCUGAUUUACUCGAUGUUAUUAUUACAAAGGACUCUGUAAAAAAAUUGUGUAUUGUAAUUGUUUUAGACCUCUCAAAACCUACUCAACUCUGGGCUCAUUUAAUUCAUUUUAUAUCCUCCUUAGAAUCAAACAUUAAUAUUGCGUUGGAAGAGAUCCGGUCUCAAUCUAACCAUCCGGAUUGUGGUUUGAUAUCCACUUUCCCUGUUCCACUAACAAUAAUUGGUAGCAAAUACGACACUUUUCUUAAUUUCAAGCUGGAAUACCGAGAUCUAAUCGCUAGGUCGUUGAGAUUUGUUGCCCACUUUCAUGGUGCUGCUCUCUUCGUGAUAAUCCGGGAUUAUUUGAAUUGCUUGGCUUUCGAUACUUCAUUCCCAGUAAUACCUCCCACCGUUGAAGGCGGACCUCUCCACAUUCUUCCUGGACAGGAUUCAUUUGAUUCGAUAGGGCCUCCGCCAUCCGAUUCAUACUUGAAGCAGACUAAUGAGGGUACGCCAUUUCAACUAUGGGAAAAGGCUUUCACCAGACGAUUUCCACAGGUUUGUUGA